AUGCGAGCAGCAGCGCGCCAAGCCUCGCGCCUGAUCAGCGAGCAGACUCGCGCCGAGUCAUGUGGGGACGAGGACGAUGCCGAGCACGACCAAGACGCCCUGUCUAACGGCAGCGACGACGAGCACGAUGACCCUGGCUACGACUUACUGGCCGACAGUGACUUUUCACACGACGAUAGCAGCGGCGACGACGACGACGACGACGACGACGACGACGACGACUAUAAUGAUACCGGAUCCCCUCACCUGAGAGACGAUCAACAAGCCCCCUCAUCUUUCCUACGCAGAAGCAACACUCCACGAGUCGACCCAGUCAGAGCCCCCAUCAGACUGCCGCUUAGAGUCGCGCCAGCAAAUUACAACUCUCUGGGCCACAAGAACAAAUCUGCCUUUAGAAGGCCUCCAAUCAGAGACGCGAUCAUGUCAGUGCGACAGAACAAUGGCAUCCCUCGUCAGAACAUGCGCGACGCCAUAGUACAGCAAUGGGACCCGUCACAACGUCCGAAUGGCCAGCCACAUCCACAGUAUCCCACAGGAGCACCACCGACGCCGCCAUUGAACGACAGCGAAGAGGAACACGCCGAAAGACAGAGGACUUUGCGCGACAAGAUCAUGCAGCAAGUUGAAGAGAAUGGCAUUGAGCGUCCCCGGGGCUAUACCGUCUCAUAUCAUUACAACCGCCGUGUCGAGAACAUGCACUUUGGUCGCACCCAUCCCAUGAAGCCAUGGCGCUUGACUUUGACCAAACAUCUCGUCAUGGGCUAUGGUCUGCAGUUCGCCAUGGACAACUACGACGCGCUUCCCGCAAGCAAAGAGACUGUCGCUGCUUUCCACGACCAAGACUACGUCGACUUUCUCUCAAGAGUCUCGCCUCAGACUUUCAACGAGCUCUCCCUCAUCUACGAGGACAGGACCCCGCCGAGUUACCCUGGAGACCUAGUAAAGCUGGGCCCUUUCAACCUGUCUCCGUCACCAGGUGCUGAUUGUCCUGUCUUUGACGGAAUGCAAGAAUACCUCUUUUUAUAUACCGGCGCCACCAUGGAAGCCGUGUCGGCCUUGACAAACAAUCAAUCUGAUAUCGCUAUCAACUGGUCUGGUGGUCUUCAUCACGCACACAAGUCCGAAGCCUCAGGUUUCUGUUAUAUCAAUGACAUUGUCCUGGUCAUGACACUCUCCUUCCAUCGCUAUGGUAUAAUCGAUGAGGAUUCUAAGGAAAAGCAUCUAUUCUUCCCGGGCACUGGCGCGCUGAACAGCAACGGAAACGAGAACAGCAUUGGCAACCAUUUUGCUUUGAACGUUCCCAUCCCUAAGGGUAUCGACGAUGAUCAGUUUUUACAUCUCUUCGAAUCUAUCACUAGUCGUACACUCGAGCAUUUCCGCCCUCAAGCCAUCGUCCUGCAAUGCGGUGCUGACUCACUUGGUGGUGACCGUCUUGGUCAAUUUAAUCUCAACAUUCGCGCUCACGGCGAGUGCUUGGCCUUUGUCAAGAAAGCUGGCGUGCCUCUUCUUAUUCUUGGUGGAGGCGGUUACACGGCGCGUAACGUCGCUCGCGCCUGGACUCACGAAACCGCACUUGCAGUUGGCGCAACUCUCAACGAAGAACUACCAAUGCAUAUUGUUCCGCGCCCCCAAGCUUUUAUGGGCAAGGAACAUGGUGACGGCAGACUAUACCCUGAACUCGCGGGUUUCCACAAGAACAAUGUCACGCAGAAGGAGUUGGAUUUGCUGGUCGAACACUGUCAUGAAGAGUUAAGAUACAUCAAACACGCACCCAGUGUUGUCAUGGAAAGUCUUCCUAGUAGAGCUCAAAUGGAUGCCGCAAGAAGACAGGUCGACGACGAGAUGGAAGCAGAUCGCGCAGCCGAGAGCAGCAGAGGAGAGCGCGAGAGACGCAGACGCGAAAGAGGCACAGGUAUACGCGGAGAACUUCGAUAG
Molecule: messenger RNA, 1935 nt
Organism: Aureobasidium vineae
Lineage: Eukaryota; Fungi; Ascomycota; Dothideomycetes; Dothideales; Saccotheciaceae
Source: the annotation of a GenBank genome assembly